This is a messenger RNA of Tetrahymena thermophila SB210, 171 nucleotides long. RefSeq names its product transmembrane protein, putative. The record is from RefSeq and is a predicted model, not a curated record. NCBI's taxonomy places the organism in Eukaryota, Ciliophora, Oligohymenophorea, Hymenostomatida, Tetrahymenidae. The transcript is spliced from 2 exons.
AUGAAUGAAUAUUUAAAUUUAUAACAAUAUGAUAGUAAUAAUAAUUAAAAAAGUAAGAUUAACUCUUUAGCUCUUUUCUCAAAAAUAAUAUCAAUGAUAUUAAGUUUUUUUUAGAAGAAGUGCUCAGCUUUUGAUUAAUAUUUGUAACAAAAAUUCAUUGUUUCAUAUUGA